AUGCGUCUGGUGCUGUGCUGGCUGCUGAGCUGCGCCGCUCUCCGUGCGGGCAACACACAGGCUCACGACAUCCCUCUGGAUUCUGGCAUCGGCGCGGACUCGGAGCCCUCGGCUGGCGCGCUGUCGGACCGGCUACAGAGGAUGGACGAGCGUCUGAUCCAGCUGGCCGCCCGUCUGGAGUCGCUGACGCACACGGUGGACACACAGCUGGCGCAGCUGGAUAACAGCGUGCUGCAGCUGUACAGGGAGCUGGGCAGCGGCCGGCUGACCGAGGCCGCCGCCGAGCUGCGCGGGGUGCUGCAGGAGGCCCGGGCGGCGCCCGCCGACCCGGAGCUGGUCAGCACCCUCAGCCAGGAGAUCCGCCAGUCGGAGCAGCUGCUGCAGGCGCAGCUCAACGACACGCAGCAGCGGCUGGUGACGCUGCUGGAGGAGGGUCGGCCCGCCGCCGCCGCCGCCGCCUCCCCGGCCACCACGACCGUGAUCGUGGAGCGGUGCAGCUUCCCGGACCAGUUCCAGCGGACGGACGAGUGGCGGCCGGCCGACUGCGCGGCCGUCCAGCAACGCCACCAGCGCAGCGGCGUCUACACCAUCUACCCGCCUGUCUGCGGCAACGGCGGCGGCAUCCGCGUCUACUGCGACAUGGACACGGACGGCGGCGGCUGGACCGUGCUGCUGAGGCGCGCCGACCUCCCCGACCACCAGGACUUUGACCUCGGCUGGGACAGCUACAAGUGGGGCUUCGGCAACCUCAGCGCCGAGUUCUGGCUGGGCAACGAGUACAUGAACCUGCUGACCAGCAUGGAUCAGAUGCAGCUCCGUGUGGACCUGAAGGACUGGGAGAACAACUCUGUCUCGUCCACCUACACACCGUUCUCUGUGGGCUCCGAGCAGCAGAAGUACGUGCUGAAGGUCGGCAAGUACGAGGGCAAGACGGGCGACGCACUGACGUCGCUCAGCAAUGGGGCCAAGUUCUCGACCAAGGAUCAGGAUAACGACACCUGGAGUAAGAAAUGCGCUGUCGAGUACCAGAACGCGUGGUGGCACAAGAGCUGCAUGCAUACUACUCUGACAGGUCCGUACGUGCCGAAAACGAUGAAGAAACACUGGAUUGGAAUUACUUGGCACCAGUGGAAGGGCAACAAGUACUCGUUGAAGCAGGCCGAACUGAAGAUGCGGCCCGUCAACUAUAUGACCUGGUGUCAUAAGCUUGCCAACGAGGGAGCCCGAGAGUAA
Messenger RNA from Amphibalanus amphitrite, 1233 nucleotides. RefSeq names its product techylectin-5B-like. Lineage: Eukaryota; Metazoa; Arthropoda; Thecostraca; Balanomorpha; Balanidae. The record is from RefSeq and is a predicted model, not a curated record. Bases 1 to 1233 code for a protein of 410 amino acids. The transcript has a single exon.